AGUAUAUGUCCAAAACACACAAAGUGAUCGAAAUUCCAUCUCUACAAAAUCACAAGAGACCCUGGAAAUGGAAAUCUGUUAAUUAAACCAUAACAUUUACAUCACAUUGAUCCAAAUCCCUCCAAUUCCAAUUCCAUGGCUACAUUCCCCAUUUCCAGAUCCACAUUACCCUUUAACCUCUUAGUUCUUGUACUCCAUCUACUCUGUCCCAUUUCCACUUUCUCGCUUGUAACCCUGACCAGCAAAAACCCCAACUUCGAUCCCCAAAUUACCCUUCUCGGGGACGCCAAAGUCUCCAACGAUGGCUCUCACGUGCUACUCACCAGCCCAUUUCCGUCAAGUUCUGGUCUUCUCAUGUACAAACACCCUUUCAAAUUUCCGAGCUUCAGUCCUGCCAAAGCGACAUCGUUUUCCACUGAGUUCUCGUUCUCCAUUUCCGGUAAAGGCAAUGGUCUUUCUCUUUUAAUGGGGUCUCGUAAUUUUGCAUUAAGAGUUCUGGGUCAGGGUAAAUCUGGGUUCUUGAGUGAGAAAAGUUAUCUGGGUGUUGAAAUUGGCUCUUUAAGUGAUAGUAAUGUGGGUGAUUUCAACGCAAGUCUUGUAGCUGUAGGUGUUAGCAAUGCAUCAUCAUCUGUGCAUUUAGAGACAAAUACUGGGGAGAAGUUGAAAUCUUGGGUCGAUUAUAAGGUGUCUUUGAAAAGAUUAGAAGUUAGGUUAAGUAAAGUGGGUGAUGAAAGGCCACACAAUCCAACUAUUGCAUAUUCAAUUGAUUUAUCAAAAACGUGGGGAGAUAAUGAGGUUUAUGUGGCCUUACAGUCAUUUAAUGGGAAAUCUUUAGAGACUUGUAUUGUGUACUCAUGGAGGUUUAGAUUAAGAAAGGUGCCUAAUCGGAUGCAUUCAUUGCCAGCCGAUCCACAUGGUUAUGUGGAUGAGCCUAAUGAGGAAUUAAGAGUGCAUAAGAGGAGGUUUUGUCCCUUAUCAGUUCUUGCUGGGAUAAUUUUUGUGACUGGGUGCGGAGCGAUGUUGGCAUUUGCGGUUCUGUUUGUUUGGGCAGUUUUUGUGAACAGGCACACAGUUUUUCCAACAAAGGGUAAUGUGAAGCCAGUUGAUUUCAAGUAUGAGAAAAUCAGUGUAGUUGUGGAGAAAGAUGGGGAAGUUGUUAAGAGUUGAGAAUUAGAGCAUGUAGUAUUUAAACUUCUGCUGUGAGUUUAAGUUUUUUCUGUGCUUGUUGUUACUAACCUAUGCGGUUGAAGAUUGUGAUUACUUCUUUUCUGUCUAGAUGUCUAGCUGGAUGCAAAUGGAUUAUGUUACUGUUAUUUAUGUUGCAACGUGAUCAAUUUAAGUAUUUGACAUUUGUACA
Populus trichocarpa (black cottonwood) is the source of this 1357-nucleotide messenger RNA. Its product is annotated as L-type lectin-domain containing receptor kinase S.4. The transcript has a single exon. Gene Ontology annotation, molecular function: carbohydrate binding. NCBI's taxonomy places the organism in Eukaryota, Viridiplantae, Streptophyta, Magnoliopsida, Malpighiales, Salicaceae. The record is from RefSeq and is a predicted model, not a curated record. The coding region runs from base 136 to 1167 and encodes 343 amino acids.